Molecule: messenger RNA, 1308 nt
Organism: Peronospora belbahrii
Lineage: Eukaryota; Oomycota; Peronosporomycetes; Peronosporales; Peronosporaceae
Source: the annotation of a GenBank genome assembly
AUGACGCCACUUGUUGGAAUUUCACUACCGAGUUUACUGUGUAAAGGUCACAUGCUCGUGAGCAAUAACAACAACGAGGCGGCCCUCGCAAAGGCCAAUCGUCCACCUGAUGCAAAAAUACAUUCUCACCGGUAUCAUCGAGCGCAGAUGACACCGGUUGAUGAUCAUGAUGUUGAUGAAAAAAUAAAGGCAAAACAAUAUGGACUCGUAGUAGGUUCCAAGCAUCCAUUAGUGCAUGAAUUAGCGGCAAUGCUACGGCCAAAACGAUCCGCCAUCUCGUCGAUUGUAGACGAUAUUGUUUCAGCAUAUGAAUACGAUGACCUGCCAAUACUUGAGAGCAAUCGGACGUCGUGUUGCACACCUCGGGAUCCAGCCAUGAUCACUGCGUCGACGGUCGACGAGCCAGUGGAUCGACUAAGUGAUAGUGUACCAGAAGGAGAGCUACAUGUUUGGGUGUACAAAGCUCGUCAGCUAUCAGCUUCAUGGCCAAUGACGAAUGCAAUGUACAAAGAACACGGUCUUCACGCUCGAUGUGCACUAUUAGGAGCGGUGCAGGAAUCACCGUGCAAUAUUUUAGGGGACAAGAAGAAUCCGGUAUGGCGUCAAGCUGAAAACAGGACACGUGAUGGCUUAGGAGGAUACUUUGCAUGGGCAUUAGGUCAGCCAGAAGAAACAGCAGAUGAUCGACUGAGUAGAGGAGUAGAGGCCAGUGAAUGCAACCUAGAGAUUGAUGUCAUGUGUGGUGAACAGAUCGUCGGUUCGGCGACAGUGGCACUGGAAGACUUGCUCCUAUCGUCCAAGGAUCGUGCAUUGGACGAAGAUGCAUUGAAUGGUAGUGGCUUGAAGGUUAUUCGUCUUCGUCCGCACUGGCUACCACUCGCAGGUCACAAAGCAGGUUUACUACAGAUUUCACUCGAGUUCGUCCCUGUCCCAAAGGAAAUGCUGCGUAGUUCUUUUGCAAGUAUCAGUCUUGCAAACUCAAGUCUGAAGGUGCUAGAUCAACAUGGUGUGGACCAUCAGUCCAAUGCUGGAACUCCUACAGCGCAGCAAACGGACCAAAUUCCUCGCAAUGUUGUUGAAACCCGUCCAGUUAUUCCUUGGCUUGACCAACGUCACGAUGCUUGUCAACUGGAUUCGAAAGAUGAAGACGGCUCAAGUAGUAAAGUGAUUGUAUCACGAAGUGGUGGCGUCACGAUGUACAUUCCGACCCAAGUCGCAAAAACUCCAUCAAAAGCUAGUACUGUUGGGAGCCCGCCAUUAGCGCCAAAGGUACCCACUCCGUCGCUUGGUUUAUCUCCUAGGCACUGA